AUGGUGGCUUCAUCAACGAGGCAUCACUACUCAUCGCUGCAACGAGCUACUUCAGCCGACGACAAUUCCGCCGAGGAACCAUGGAGUGACAUUCACAAGACACAGCUGCACAGGACAGCCCUCAGCUGGUCUCUGUUACUCUUCACAGCCAUGCUAGGCUUUGCUGUAGGUCUCAUCGUGAACCUCACUAGAACGGGGGCUUCUAUGGAUGAGAUAUCUUGGUCUUAUGGUAUACUAGCGAGGGAUCUUCCGACACUGAAGAAAACACGCACGCGCUUCGACGGUUCUUUCGAGUUCUCUGGCCAAUAUCGUGGCCCGCCGAGUCCCGAGAUUGACCGAGAAUGGGAUCGAUUUACUUUUAAUCGUUGGGCUGAUGGCACAGCGUCAGUAAUCGCAGUCAACGAGGACGAUAUCAAGCGUGCCGGCAAGUUGGCAGACGAAGAUUGGCCGAAUACUACUGUAGAAUACGGCAAGAACAUGCUGCGUAAGGCUGUCCACCACGACUAUUAUGAGAACAUGCGUCCGCUGCCGAACGGGACCUUUCCUCAUAUUCUUCGUACUCAUCUCGGUACGCAAUCCGAAUAUUCUACUUAUUUCCCUUAA
Molecule: messenger RNA, 603 nt
Organism: Hirsutella rhossiliensis
Lineage: Eukaryota; Fungi; Ascomycota; Sordariomycetes; Hypocreales; Ophiocordycipitaceae
Exons: 4
Coding region: 1-603 (200 amino acids)
Biological process (GO): mycotoxin biosynthetic process
Source: RefSeq, a predicted model, not a curated record